AUGACCUCUAUACAAUGGAAGCGAAGCUCAUCUGGUGAAAAGAUCUCAUUGGCAAUUGCCAAAGCUAAGUAUGGAAGUCAAACCUUACUCUCUUAUAAUGCUAUUUCUGAAAUAAAGAAGAGAUGUGCUUGGAGAUGGACAAUGCUAAGAAGUUUGAACAACCAUAGUUCUCAUUGCUGCUCCACUAAUCAUCAAGGUCCCGGACCUGGGAGAUCCUCUGGAAAUGUGUUCCUGGUCCAAGGUGGAGAGGGGGAUUUGCUCGGAGUAGUACCAAUGAUACUAUUUGGCUUUAGCUCCUAUGGAUGGACAGGAAGAGGUUGUAGCUGGAUAAGUGAUUCAGGUGAAGAAUUGUGCAUAGUCUUUAGCAAGUUCAUUGGUUUUGUCAUUUGUGACAAAAGCAAAACAAAAGCAGGAUGA
Molecule: messenger RNA, 417 nt
Organism: Ilex paraguariensis (yerba mate)
Lineage: Eukaryota; Viridiplantae; Streptophyta; Magnoliopsida; Aquifoliales; Aquifoliaceae
Source: the annotation of a GenBank genome assembly